Dipodomys ordii (Ord's kangaroo rat) is the source of this 672-nucleotide messenger RNA. It is a transcript of the gene Cacng2, whose product is annotated as calcium channel, voltage-dependent, gamma subunit 2. Gene Ontology annotation, cellular component: postsynaptic density membrane; voltage-gated calcium channel complex; AMPA glutamate receptor complex. The record is from RefSeq and is a predicted model, not a curated record. Gene Ontology annotation, biological process: positive regulation of synaptic transmission, glutamatergic; transmission of nerve impulse; postsynaptic neurotransmitter receptor diffusion trapping. Gene Ontology annotation, molecular function: voltage-gated calcium channel activity; channel regulator activity. NCBI's taxonomy places the organism in Eukaryota, Metazoa, Chordata, Mammalia, Rodentia, Heteromyidae. The transcript is spliced from 2 exons. Bases 1 to 672 code for a protein of 223 amino acids.
AUGAGAGCCUUGAGCAUCUUCCCAAUCCUCAGCGUGAUUCUGCUUUUCAUGGGUGGGCUCUGCAUUGCAGCCAGCGAGUUCUACAAGACUCAGCACAACAUCAUCCUGAGUGCCGGCAUCUUCUUCGUGUCUGCAGGUCUGAGUAACAUCAUUGGCAUCAUAGUGUACAUAUCUGCCAAUGCCGGGGACCCCUCCAAGAGCGACUCCAAAAAGAACAGCUACUCGUACGGCUGGUCCUUCUACUUCGGGGCCCUGUCCUUCAUCAUCGCCGAGAUGGUCGGGGUGCUGGCGGUGCACAUGUUUAUCGACCGCCACAAACAGCUGCGGGCCACGGCCCGCGCCACGGACUACCUCCAGGCCUCGGCCAUCACCCGCAUCCCCAGCUACCGCUACCGCUACCAGCGCCGCAGCCGCUCCAGCUCGCGCUCCACCGAGCCCUCCCACUCCAGGGACGCCUCGCCCGUGGGCAUCAAGGGCUUCAACACCCUGCCGUCCACCGAGAUCUCCAUGUACACGCUCAGCAGGGACCCGCUGAAGGCCGCCACCACGCCCACCGCCACCUACAACUCGGACAGGGACAACAGCUUCCUCCAAGUCCACAACUGUAUCCCCAAGGAGAGCAAGGACUCGCUACAUUCCAACACAGCCAACCGCAGGACCACACCCGUCUGA